Molecule: messenger RNA, 4317 nt
Organism: Onychostoma macrolepis
Lineage: Eukaryota; Metazoa; Chordata; Actinopteri; Cypriniformes; Cyprinidae
Gene: tnfaip8l2a
Product: tumor necrosis factor, alpha-induced protein 8-like 2a
Exons: 2
Coding region: 2635-3195 (186 amino acids)
Biological process (GO): regulation of apoptotic process
Cellular component (GO): cytoplasm
Source: RefSeq, a predicted model, not a curated record
AGAAACCUCAUAGCAACUACUCAGAGCACCCCAGCAACCGCAGAGCAUGUUGAUAAAGCGCUAAUUGUUGGAGAUUUUAACAUUCACGUUGAUAAUACAAAUUAUGCUUUAGGACUUGUGUUUACUGACCUAAUAAACUCUUUUGGAGUCAAGCAAAACAUCACCGGGCCCACUCAUCGUUUUAAUCAUACGCUAGAUUUAAUUAUAUCACAUGGAAUUGAUCUUACUGAUAUAGAUAUCGUACCUCAAAGUAAUGAUGUUACUGACCAAUACCUUGUAUCGUGCAUGCUGCGUAUUACUGAUAUUAACUAUAUGGCUCCACGCUAUCGUCCAGGCAGAACUAUUGUUCCAGCCACUAGAUUCACAAAUAACCUGCCUGAUUUGUCUCAACUGUUCUGUGUACCCAUAAAUACACAUAAACUAGACAAAAUAACUAGCAACAUCGGCACUAUCUUCUCUAAUUCAUUAGAAGCUGUUGCCCCCAUCAAAUUCUAGUGAACUGGCAAAUUACAGACCCAUUGCAAAUCUUCCGUUUAUGUCUAAAGUUUUAGAAAAAGUUGUGUCUGCUCAAUUGUGCUCCUUCUUGCAAAAAAAUGAUCUCUGUGAAGAAUUUCAGUCAGGUUUCAGGCCCCACCAAAGCACAGAAACUGCACUUGUUAAAAUUACAAAUGACUUGCUUCUUGCGUCAUACCAAGGCUGCAUCACAUUGCUAGUUUUACUUGAUUUUAGUGCUGCGUUCGACACUGUAUAUCAGGGUUCCUCAAAUCUUACCCUGGAGGACCAAUCCACUGCAGAGUUUAGCUCCAACCUUGAUCAAACUCACCUGUCUGUGAUUUUCUAAUGAUUCUGAAGACAUUGAUUAGCAUGUUCAGGUGUGUUUGAUUAGGGUUACAGCUAAACUCUGCAGGAAAGUGGAUCUCGUUGGCCAGAUUUGAGGUUCCCUGCUAUAGAUCAUGACAUACUCAUAGAUAGAUUACAAAACUAUACAGGUUUUCAAGGGCAGGCUUUAAGAUGGUUUAGAUCCUACCUGUCCGAUCGCUACCACUUUGUUUAUUUAAACGGGGAGUCAUCUCAAUUAUCACCAGUAAAGUAAGGAGUGCCACAAGGAUCUGUCCUAGGCCCUCUGCUAUAUACAUGUUGCACCUUGGUAAUAUUAUUGGAAAAUACAGGAUUAGUUUUCAUUGUUAUGCUAAUGAUACUCAACUAUAUAUCUCAACAAGACCAGAUGAAACUUAUCUAAAUUAUCUAAGCUAACAGAGUGUGUUAAAAAUGUAAAAGAUUGGAUGACCAAUAAUUUUCUCCUAUUAAAUUCGGAUAUGACAGAGAUAUUACUUUUUGGACCAAAAAACAGUACACAGAAUCUCUUGGAUUACAAUUUGCAUCUAGACGGAUGUACUGUUACUUCCUCUACAGUCAAAAAUCUAUUAUAUUAGACAGCAACUUGUCUUUUGAAAAUCAUAUUUCCCAUGUUACAAAAACAGCUUAGAAACAUUGCCAAGCUUCGAAACAUUUUACCUGUUUCUGAUGCAGAAAAGCUAGUUCAUGCAUUCAUGACCUCUAGACUGGACUAUUGUAAUGCACUGCUAGCUGGUUGUCCUGCAUCUUCAAUAAAUGCUACAGGUAGUCCAAAAUGCAGCGGCUCCUUACCAGGUCAAGAAAAUUAGAUCAUAUUACCCCAAUUUUACAGUCUCUGCACUGGCUACCUAUUAAGUUACGAAUUAGUUACAAAAUAUUAUUACUUACCUAUAAGGCCCUUAAUAGUUUAGCUCCUGCGUACCUAACUACUCUUCUGUCUCGCUACAAUCCAUCACGCUCCCUAAGGUCGCAAAACUCUGGAUAAACCUAGGAUAGCGAAGUCCACUAAAGGAGGUAGAGCUUUUUCGCAUUUGGCUCCCAAACUCUGGAAUAGCCUUCCUGAUAACGUUUGGGGUUCAGACUCAGUUGCAACCGCAUUGCAACUACUCCGAACACCUCAGCAACCACAUAGCAACUACUCCGAACACCCCAGCAACCGCAUAGCAACUACUCCGAACACCCCAGCAACCGCAUAGCAACUACUCUGAACAACCCAGCAACCACAUAGCAUCUACUUACAACACCCUAGCAAUCUUUCAUUGAACUGAACAAAUCACAUUCCAGACAAUUUCAAUCUGAAUUCAGUUCAGUUUGUUUGUUAAAUAUGAAUCAGGAAGAAUGAUAGAUACAGACUAAUCAGAUCUUGUGAUCUAGAGAGAAACUGAUGAGAAAAGUUUGAGUUUCAACUUUUGAUUGCAAACUCUGGAAGCUUUCCAUUUAAUCUCAUUCUCGAUUUUUCACACUUUAUAUUUGAGGCUGAUGUGAAGUUUAGACGUAAUGUCUUUAGGUCAUUUUGUGUUCUUAUUCUCACAAUAUUUCAAUGCUCUGAAUGUUAUGAAACGUCUCUGGAAAGGGAGAUUUGAGUCUGAAACUCAAAGUUGAAGUGUGUGAGAGAGACAGAAAGCAGAAGUGACAUAUCUCCUCCGAUCACACCGUUUCCUCUCGCAGUUACACAGCGGAAGACGCUACUUCCUCAAAAAGACACAACACACUCCUCGCAAACACCUCCGAUUGCACGACGCAGGUAAACACACACGUCUGUGCUCCGCUGCCAUCGGGAUGGAGGCGUUCAGUUCGAAGGACAUGGCCAUGAAGGCCCAGAAGAAGAUCCUCAGUCACAUGGCCAGUAAGUCGGUGGCUCAUAUGUUCAUCGAUGACAACAGCAGCGAGGUUCUGGACGAGCUGUACCGUGUCUCCAAGGAGCACACGGGGAACCGCAACGAGGCCCAGAAGGUGGUGAAGAACAUGAUCAAGAUCGCCGUGAAGGUGGGGGUUCUGUUCCGACAUGGCAAGUUCAAUGCGGAUGAGCUAAGAGUGGCACAGGACUUCAGGAAAAAACUCCACCAUGGAGCCAUGACGGCCAUCAGCUUCCAGGAGGUGGAGUUCACCUUUGAUAAGAGCGUGAUGAUGGAGCUUCUGGCCGAGUGUCGUGAUUUACUGCUGAAGCUGGUGGAGAAGCACCUGACGCCCAAAUCUCUGGACCGCAUCAGACACGUGUUCAACCAUUACUCGGACCCGGAGCUCCUCACGCACCUGUACGACCCUCAGGGCACUCUGUGGCCCAACCUCAGCAAGAUCUGCAGCGGCCUGAACCGCAUGAUCGAAGAGGGCAAGCUCUGAACACACAGAGACAGACACGCUGGACUCAAAGACUGGACUUCAGAGCUUCUGUCCCUGUUCUCACAGAGAUACUGAGCUCAGGGGAGCAGCGAGACGCUCCUGAACGCAUCCCUCGAAUCUGACUGGGCGAUUCGUACUGAACAUGUCAAGAACACGUGCAGCUCAUAUUUCAUACUUCAAAAUCAGAAGAAAGAUUUAAAGGGACAGUCCACCCAAAAAUCAGCAUUCUGUCAUCAUUUACUCCCCUCAUGUUAUCGAACAACUGACUUCUCAGCUAACAGGGAACGUUGUCAGAAUGUUAUAGCAAGGUUCUCUCAACGUUACGAACUCGGAUUCGUCCAGUAACGUUACUAGAACGUUCGUGCAAUGUUAUCUGGCCUUUAAUAUCAUUCUCAAAACCAAAACAUUAUUCAUGGAACGUUCUUCUGAAACAGAACAUUUAAAAUUAACGUUCCCAUAAUGUUUGCAAAAUCAUAACAUGAAACGUUCCCAAAGUUUUCUCUAAAGCUCACAUAACCCAGAAUUUUAUUUAUUUGUCAUUUUCAAAAUACUGGAAGUUUGGAAGGUUCAGAAAACAUUUACUUACAGAAAAUACACAAAAUAAGAUUUUUUUUUCAAAACAUGAAAGUAAAUGGGGUCCAAUAAAAUACAUUUUGGAACAAAUAUAUGAUGACAGAAUGAUCGUUUUUGGGUGAACAAUCUCUAUCUUGAAAAUUGUUUUGCGUAAAGAAAAUGAAUCCAUUUUAAUAUUAGAUUUUUGUUUUUAACAUUCUUUUCACCCAUGAAUAUUACCGAAUAGAACUUAUGCAACACUGGAUUUUAUGCACAGUUCUGCAGUAUUAACCAGUAAAAUAAUUAAUUACUGUUUUCCUGUUUUGGUGUUUUGUUCAAAAGCAAACGUAUUAAAGUUGAAACAGAAUGGAGCACCUGAAUGGAUUAAAGUUAACAAUAAAGUGUUGUUUCAUUGCAAAUAUUCUCUACAAAAGCCUUUUCUUCAGCUCUGUGAUCUUUUGAUAUGAUCUUUUUGGCACGGACGUCAUUUAACUUCUACUUCAACUGCAGAUCUGAGAACAUAUUUUAAAGUUGAAAUUUGCUGAAAUGUGUUCACCCUCAGGCCGUCUG